Molecule: messenger RNA, 2434 nt
Organism: Fukomys damarensis (Damara mole-rat)
Lineage: Eukaryota; Metazoa; Chordata; Mammalia; Rodentia; Bathyergidae
Exons: 9
Coding region: 11-1888 (625 amino acids)
Biological process (GO): nucleosome assembly
Cellular component (GO): nucleosome
Molecular function (GO): DNA binding; structural constituent of chromatin; protein heterodimerization activity
Source: RefSeq, a predicted model, not a curated record
AGGUUGAAUCAUGUCUGGUCGCGGUAAGGGAGGCAAGGGCCUUGGUAAAGGUGGCGCUAAGCGCCACCGCAAGGUUCUGCGCGACAACAUUCAGGGCAUUACUAAGCCCGCCAUCCGCCGCCUGGCCAGGCGCGGCGGCGUGAAGCGCAUCUCCGGUCUCAUCUACGAGGAGACGCGCGGGGUGCUGAAGGUCUUCCUGGAGAACGUGAUCCGCGACGCCGUCACCUACACGGAGCACGCCAAGCGCAAGACGGUCACGGCCAUGGACGUGGUCUACGCGCUCAAGCGCCAGGGACGCAGGGCGCCUCAGGCAAUUUGUGUUUCCUCUGGAAAGCAGGUUAUGGCUCGUACGAAGCAAACUGCUAGGAAAUCCACCGGCGGCAAGGCCCCGCGCAAGCAGCUCGCUACCAAGGCUGCCCGCAAGAGCGCUCCGGCCACUGGCGGCGUGAAGAAGCCGCACCGCUACCGGCCCGGCACCGUGGCGCUGCGCGAGAUCCGCCGUUACCAGAAGUCCACCGAGCUGCUGAUCCGCAAGCUGCCGUUCCAGCGCCUGGUGCGCGAGAUCGCGCAGGACUUCAAGACUGACCUGCGCUUCCAGAGCUCGGCCGUCAUGGCGCUGCAGGAAGCUUGUGAAGCUUAUCUGGUGGGGCUGUUUGAGGACACCAAUCUGUGUGCCAUUCAUGCUAAGCGGGUCACCAUCAUGCCCAAGGACAUCCAGCUCGCCCGCCGCAUCCGUGGUGAGAGGGGCCUGGGAUUUAGCUCAGUGGUGCUGCUGACUGCCUCAAAUAUGCAAGUACUAAGGAUUGAGCUGAGGGCCUUUGAGCUGAGCUACAUCCCUAGACUUUUCUACAAUUUAGUGGAGCAGCGGGCGCGCUCACUUGGAGCUGGUGUACUUGGUGACGGCCUUGGUGCCCUCGGACACGGCGUGCUUGGCCAGCUCUCCGGGCAGCAGCAGGCGUACGGCCGUCUGGAUCUCCCGCGACGUGAUGGUCGAGCGCUUGUUGUAAUGCGCCAGGCGAGACGCCUCGCCGGCGAUGCGCUCGAAGAUGUCGUUGACGAAGGAGUUCAUGAUUCCCAUGGCCUUGGACGAGAUACCCGUGUCCGGGUGGACCUGCUUGAGCACCUUGUAUACGUAGACCGAGUAGCUCUCCUUGCGGCUGCGCUUACGCUUCUUGCCGUCCUUCUUCUGCGCCUUGUCCACCGGCGGCAAGGCCCCGCGCAAGCAGCUGGCUACCAAGGCUGCCCGCAAGAGCGCGCCGGCCACCGGCGGCGUGAAGAAGCCGCAACGAUACCGGCCAGGCACCGUGGCGCUACGCGAGAUCCGCCGCUACCAGGAGUCCACCGAGCUGCUGAUCCGCAAGCUGCCUUUCCAGCGCCUGGUGCGCGAGAUCGCGCAGGACUUCAAAACCGACUUUCGCUUCCAGAGCUCGGCUGUCAUGGCGCUGCAGGAGGCGUCCGAGGCCUACCUAGUGGGGCUGUUCGAGGACACCAACCUGUGCGCCAUCCACGCCAAGCGGGUCACCAUCAUGCCGAAGGACAUCCAGCUGGCGCGCCGCAUCCGUGUGCGAGUCACACUAUGUCUGGACGCGGCAAGGGAGGCAAGGGCCUCGGCAAAGGCGGCGCCAAGCGCCACCGCAAGGUUCUGCGCGACAACAUCCAGGGCAUCACCAAGCCCGCCAUCCGCCGCCUGGCCCUGCGCGGCGGCGUGAAGCGCAUCUCCGGCCUCAUCUACGAGGAGACGCGCGGGGUGCUGAAGGUCUUCCUGGAGAACGUGACCCGCGACGCCGUCACCUACACGGAGCACGCCAAGCGCAAGACGGUCACGGCCAUGGACGUGGUCUAUGCGCUCAAGCGCCAGGGACGCACGCUCUACGGUUUCGGGGGCUAAUUAUUUUCUCCUUCUAGGCAAACAUUUCUGAAGGUCCUAUUUAUGGCCACCUCCUAUAUCUUUUAAGGAGCCAAAACACUUAAAGGAGAUUCAGGGUUCUGCUCUGUUAGUGUAGACUCACUGUUCCGUAAUGCUGAGUGUUGUGUAUUGAUAAUCUUUCUCAAGCUGUUAAUGCCAUUUUGGCCUCCUUGCCCCUGAAGAGGUGGGCCACACAGAUGGUGUGAAGAAAGAGUGGAUUCAUGGGUUAGAAAUUAAAUGGCCCAGCUGAAGUCCGUACCAAAAGUUGAACAGCUGCACUACCAGUUCAAGACCACUGUUGACCUUGUCAAAAGACCAGUUUAUUAAGGUUACCUCGCAACCACUGAUUUGAAUUGUUGUCUUCUGCAAAACCAUUUUUGGAAACGGGCAAUUUAGUAAGAGGUAAUCGAGAAUGUUAGUAGCAUCCGUAGCCAUUUACUGAAAUACGCAUUUGAUACGUAUUGUCAAUGAAUGUGGAGGUGGUAAGACUUACAGAUUGCUAUUUCCAAAAGGUCGUGUGUGUAUGUU